Messenger RNA from Saccostrea cuccullata (small rock oyster), 6112 nucleotides. RefSeq lists its product as uncharacterized. Lineage: Eukaryota; Metazoa; Mollusca; Bivalvia; Ostreida; Ostreidae. Gene Ontology annotation, molecular function: NAD+-protein mono-ADP-ribosyltransferase activity; transcription corepressor activity; NAD+ poly-ADP-ribosyltransferase activity. Gene Ontology annotation, biological process: negative regulation of gene expression; protein poly-ADP-ribosylation. The transcript is spliced from 21 exons. Gene Ontology annotation, cellular component: nucleus; cytoplasm. The record is from RefSeq and is a predicted model, not a curated record. Bases 85 to 5817 code for a protein of 1910 amino acids.
UAAGUAUUAGAAAACAAGAUGGAAUUUAGAGAAUCGGGCCCAUGACAAGUUAAACGCACAGGAAAACUUACAUGAACGACAGACAUGGAAAGUAAAAAUGAUGGGAAAUCUACAACUACUGAUUCGUCUAGAGCCAGUGAUACAGGGCAACUCAUGCUAAAUAGACGAGCAAAAGGGAAUGUGGCGAUGUUAUCAGAUGGCACGACUUCGAAUAAAGAAUUGAAGCAAAGUCAACUGCGUUUGGAAGAAUUUCAGGAAGGAGCAGUUGGCGAAGAAAAGGGUGCCACUGAUAAUGAAUUGUCAUCGGAAGAAAAUAAUGACCAGAAUAAAAUUUCUACUGGUACAUUGAAUCUUGCAUGUGAGAAUCAAGGACAAGUUAAGCUACAGAAAACAAAUGAAGAUCUUGCGGCUGAAAAAGAUCUUGGAGGCAAACAAAACAAGGAUCCAACAUCUCUACCCAUGGAUCAGGAAGUUUUUGAAAAUAUAUCUCAGAAAAGCUUCUUUAAAACACAAGGGAGUAUGACAAAAGAAGAUGAAGAAAACGGAGAGAAAUAUACUGCAAACGUUGUCUUCAACAACAAUUUGGACAAGAAACCAAUGGAUGAAACGGAAGACGCGGAAAUCACAAAAAUUUUCUUUCGGUUUAGAUCUGGAAAAGAAAAAUCUUACAACAAACAUUUAAGCAACAUUCACGAUUUAAGUAAAUGGAAUAUUUUGCUGACACAGAAGGAAUCUAAGAACAUUUUAGGAAAGCAGUUAGAAGAAAUGCAAAGUGAAAUACAUGUUGCAAAAAGAAAGGAAGCUCCUUUUGCUUUUGAUAUUUGCUCAGAGAGUCAUGAACAUGAUUUUAAUCAAUGGGUAGAAAAUUGUUUGCAUUUGAUGACUGAAUCCUUUAAUGCUACAGAAUUACUUUUUAUUAGUGGAUCAUAUGGUGAAGUGCAACACCUUUCAAAAAAGAUUAAAGCAUCAAUUGAGGUAAAUGAUGGUUCCGUGUCAGUAGCUGAAUCGAAAGAUGUGUGUGGACUGUUCCUGUUAGGUAGAGGAGAACAUAUUAUAGACUUGUUAUCAGACCUACAAAUACACACCAAAGAUGUCAAGGUUUGGAAUCCGUAUAGUAGAGAAGACAUUUCUUAUUAUGUUUUUCAUUUGAAUACAUUUCAAUUGCGCCUGAUAAGUAUGUUAAAUGGGAUAAAGAGGGCAAAGGAAAAACAUCCAAAUGUGAAGAUUUAUAUCAGAAGAGAAAAAGUCAUGAUGAUAGGACAAACCGAGGGGUGCACUGCUGCCAAUGAUUAUAUGAAAACGAAUGCGUGGUUGACAGAUAUUGAGCAUGAAGAGUUCACUGCAAUGCAAGAGUUUCACUUCUUUUUAAAAAGAGAAGGCGUGCAAAAAUAUAUCGACAGUAAAAUUAACUCUAUAAAAGGUUCUUGGGCAGUUGUUGAACAUUCAGAUUCAAAUAACACUGAAAUGGUUAUGAUAUAUGGAAAGACAAAAUCUGAUAUGCAAAGAAUUGAACAUAUUUUGCAGUCUUCUGUUAUGAAGAGACAAUGUAUAAAUAUGAAUUCCGCGGGAGUAAAGAAGAACACAGAGAAAUGGCAAGAGUGUGUGAGGAACUUAGAAGACAAAUUUGAAGGCAAAAUCCAUAUGCAAAUUGACAAACCUUGUGACAAGUAUGUUGCAACACUUGUCUUUACCUCUGAUCUUCAAGAAGACGAAAAACUACGGAUGCUUCUUAAUGACAUUGAACAGCAAGUUCCACAAAAAGACACUGUGCCUAUGGAUCCAAAAAAUUUAACAUGGCUUCAGAAGUACUACCUAGAAGAUAUACAAACCGAAGCAGUGAAUAAUGACGUAGAACUAAAAUGUGAAGAGGAACAAGGCUUUGAAAUAACAGGCAUCUCUUCAGCAUUGACUGAUAUUAAAAAGUUUAUUGGUUCAAUAUGUAUGGAAGAGCAAGAUAUAUUACUGCCUUUGAAUGGUUUACCGUCUGAAGUAUGUUCUUUCUUAAAUAUAAAGAAAUGCUGCUAUGAUCACUUUCAGGUUGAGGAUUCAAAAUGUUGGAGAAUCGGAAAAACGGCAUUCAUUGUCCACAAAGGCAAGAAGAAAACAGAUAAACUUUUUGUGGAUGUAAAGGUCCAGUCAAUACAGUCUGAAGAUGAAGAUUUUGAAAGCAAUAUUAAAUGGAGUGAUGAUACAACUGUUUUUCUAAACAUCCCAUUGUGGCAAGGUGGAGACCGAAAAGAGGAGCAACGAGUUAAUAUUGCUUUGGAAUUGCUAUUUUCCGAUAUGGUAGAGAGUAAGAAGAAAUCUGUCAUGCUUGAAUCGGAAGGUCUGAAUUCAUGGCCGAUGGAAAACUUUGCAACAUGCCUCUUACAUGUAGUUCAUGCAACUAUAUCUUUUGAAAGCUUGAUUGUAAUCAUGGCCAGCGAGGAUGAAGCAGAAUAUAAUUCUAUUGCUCGAUGCAUAGAAGGAGUUUCCAAUAGUUUGAAAGGUCUGCAAGAUAGAAAUAUUGAGCUUCAAGUGAUCAGUGGGAAAAUAGCAGAAUUACAAGAGAAGGUUGAUGUGAUAGUGAAUACAACUUCACUAAAUUUAGAUCUUACGAGCGGACCAGUCUCAAUUUCAAUACUUGAAGCUGCUGGCGAUGAACUGAAAAAAGAGAUGGAUGAAAUACCUGCCAUUGACAAAAGUGGUCAAAGGGUGAAUAAAAUCGAGUAUGGAGAGGUUCUCGUGACUUCUGCAUACGGGAUGAAUUGUGAAAGGCUUUUUCAUGGGGCACUUUUCCCAUGGAAUGACGGAAAAGACACGUCCUUAGAAGUUCUUCAACAUUUUAUAAGAAAUUGCAUUACUAAAGCAGAUGAGAUGAAGUUAAAAAUCAUUGCAUUUCCUGCUAUUGGCACUGGGCAACUAAAGAUUCCUGCAGAUGUAGUUGCAUCCUGUAUGAAAAAAAUAGGUGAUGAAUAUGUUCGAUUACACCCAAAGACGUCUGUGCAAAAAAUCUUGAUCGUCAUUUACAAAACAGAUGAAGAUAUCUUCAAGGUAUUUAAAACUAUACUGGAGCCUGACGAAGAUAAAACAGGGAAAGAUACGGCAAUCGUCCUCCAAAGAUUUUCCGUCCGUGGAGAAAAAGAUAAUGUUAUCACGGUAAUGCAGUUACUGCAGGGACUGUUUUGUAAGCACAUUCAGGAAAAAUAUGAAUCAGAUAAGACGCCAAAGGACUAUGAACAGCCAUCUACCUCUCCGCAAGAAAGUGAUGAAGGUAGAGAAGACUCGACAGAUAUACCUGCUGUUGUAACCUCGGAUAAGGAAAAUAAAUCUCUCUCCAUUGAGGAUCAACAUUAUCUUUUAUUGACAAGCACCAAAGGAACUAUUCUCACCAUGGAAAAGGUGGAACCCAUUUUGAAAGAUGUUGAAUGCGAUAAUAUCAUUUGUCCCUUUUUAGAAGAUGUGUGUGCACUACUUAGAUUCAGAUCUGUGGAAGAUGCAGAAAAAUUCCUCAAGGAAUUUUCGAUGGAAGAUUUUGUUUUGAAAAAGUUUCCAAUGCAGGCAGUAACUAAUAUUAAGGCGAAACUUAGUUCAAAAGUAACUGGUAUUUUACAACAAACUGGUAUUACAAGUCAUGAAUUUCAAAAGAAAACAGGAGCCUACCUGUGCACAGAAUCAUGGACCGUUGAAGGGAACCUGUUGAUGGUAAAAAAUGUGGAACGCUGCUUAAAGGAGAUGAUAAAAAGCGAACGAGAAGUUCCUUCUCACUCUAUCAAAGAAAAACGUCAAGAUGAAGACAUUCCAAGAACUCUUGACGAAAUGCCUAAAAAGUACACUGUAAAAUGUACUGAAUUUCAAAAGAGAGCACUGGAAGAACUAUUUCCAGAUUUGCCAUUUCAAAAAGUGAAUUUUUACAAUGACGUUAUAUCAGGUACAGAAAAUACCGUCAAACUCUUCGAAAAAGCUCUUCAUGAGCUAACAAUGCAGGAAAUUACACAAGUAACUAGUAAAGAUUUCAAACUUUUCGAAAGUGAGAAGAAAAAAGAUGCUGUUUCAGUUUCCUUCGCGAAAGAAACAAACACUGUGGUGAUGUUUUCAAGGGUUCCUGAAAUCCUGCAAAGCUGCUUGUCGGAUUUUAAGAAAUUACAAUUAAGCUCAAUAGAAAUUCCUGUUGCCGAAUUCGAAGUUAUUGUUUAUUUUGAGAAAUUGUUGCAUAAAAACUUUACUGAAACAGAUGGGAAAGUAUUUAUUUCGGGUCCUGGAUCACUGAUAGAGCAAUAUAAAUAUGCACUGAAUAAUGUUAGGCAUUAUACUAAAGAGUAUGUUACAGUAAGUGAUUACGCCAAGUACGAAGCAACUCUUUUUGUCUCAAAACUUUCCAGUGAAAAUGGUGAUGUUUUUGUUAGAAUUACUGGCAACACUAUAUUUAUCACGGGACCACGUGCAGAAUCUGUCAAAAAGGUAAAAUAUGAAGCAGAAAGACUAGCUAAACAAAAUGUAAGAAACCAAGCUGGAAAAAGAGGUAGUAAUUCAACAGACGUCAGCAGAAAUUCGAAAGGGGGUUUACCAGAGUACCCUUCCCAGCCUGUUUCCCCUAAAACAUCUGAUAUUGUCUUUGAUGAAAGAGGUGUAAAAGUGUAUGUCUUCAAAGCAAACAUAACUCAUGUAAAUGCAGAUGCAAUUGUGAAUCCCUUAAACAAAACACUUCAUUCUCACGGAGGACUGUCUUCUUUCAUCUUCAGAGAAGCUGGACAAUCAGUGAGAAGCCAAUGUUCCGAGUUUAUCAAACAUCAAAAGGAAGGAACACUUCCUAUUGGAAAGACUUUUGUCACUGGAGCAGGAAAGUUACAAUUUUGUCAAAAAAUUGUUCAUGUGAAUGUACCAGUAUGGGAGAGUUAUGCUAAAUCAGAAAACCCAUGCGAUGACUGCAUGUCUGAUAUUAUAUCUACUGUCCAAGCAUGUUUAUCCCAGGUCGACGAUGUUUAUGCAAUUGCAAUACCUGCCAUCAGUGCAGGCGCCUUAAGUGCAGUGCCACUUACAGUCUGCUGCAUGGCUUAUGCCAAAGCCGUGAAUUCAUUCGUUGUUACUAAGUCAACGAAAAGUAAAUUGAAGGAGAUAUACUUUGUUGAUACCGACCAAGCAAAACUUCAAGGCAUUAAAAAUUCAUUGUUACAUAAACAACACUGGGUUUACCAUAAGGCAGGGAAUGAAAAGGAUUUUUAUCUGGAUUCAGGAUUAGUUGUGAAAAUAUUUUCUGGAGAAAUCAUUCUCUUGGAAGCUGGUGGACUAGUAAUUGAACAAGACAGAGAUAUGAGAAGUAAAAGAGGAGUUGCAGAAUACCUAACGCAGUGCAAAUCUGAUAAAUAUAAAAAUGAAAUGGGGAAUUUUAGAGGAAAAUACUGGACUAUCAGCAAUGUCAGAAGUACAUGUGCUCCGGAAACACUUCCAAAUAUCAAAGAAAUUCUGCACGUUUUUACUCCAGAGUGGUCUAUUAUGAAAGAUACUGAUCCAGAAAUGAAAAUCAUGGAAGAAUUAGAAGUAUGUAUCAAAAAGAUAUUCAAGAUGGCCAACGAUCAUAAACUGAAGACCUUACUUAUUCCAUUAUUUGGGAGAGAAAUUGAUGAUAAAACCAGGAGGAGAAAAAUAUUUCAAUGCACAGCAAAUGCAGUUGUGAAAUGUGGAACUGAGAAGACAAAUUCUAUUCAAAAAAUUUCUCUGGUGGAUAACGAUGAUGUUAUUAUUGCCCACAUGAUUGCUAAUUUUAGCGAAGUUUUAUCCAAAGAUGCAGAGAAAAGAAAUAAACUGCAGUUGAUCAAUGUCGCAAGAUCAUAUACGUAAAAUUAUUGUGAGCACAAUUUAUGUCAAAUCCUUAAUUUUCGUGUGGGUUUGAUUUGCGUUGUUUUGAGGUAUAGGGAGACCCACGAAUUUAUAACAUCACGAAAUGUAUAAAAAUUUAAUAUGCAAUGCUGUCAAAAAUUUCAGCCACGAAAUCAAGUCUUCAUUAACCAACAUUUUAUUAUCAAACCUUGAAAAUUUGCCCUCAUAAAAUGUGUGAUUUUACAGCAUUUGUAAUGUUUUAAUCAAAAUUCAAACUUAAACUCUUCAGUAAUGAAAUCUAAUCUAUUGAUAUAAU